UCUGCACAUGACUUCACCUGAUUCAAACAAUGUGGUUAAACAACAAGACGACAAGCCUAGCAAAACAUGCUUUGCAGCAGCGUGCACUAUGCAGUACGCAGCUAUUCGGAGCCAAAGAAAAGAAGUGUGUUUAUAAAUCGCUCUCUGUUGUUGAUGUUGUUAUCGUUGAAUAGGCAGUUGAUAUGAGCUAAUUCUUUUAAUUAACUUUAUCAGCCGUUAAUUAAACCCUAUAAAACUAACUGCGUCUUUCUAAGACAUACACAAGCAAGGAACUUUGGAAUUACAUGUAAACGUCAAGAAAAUUAUGAACAAAUACUAGCUCUGAACACAGGAUGAACUGGAUUACUGCAGAUUAACGAUAAUCUCAAUAAUUGGCUUGGCAAUUAUUAUUUUUUUUUAACUACCUUUUUUUUUUUCUUCCUAUCUGCGGAAAAGAUGCUGGGUGACAACGAAGGCCUCUCAUUGGAUAACGACAACUAUCUGCAAAAUUGGAAAGAAAAACGACGGUCAAAGAAGAAAGAGUUACCUGUUACCUUGACAGAAGAGGAAAAGGAGGAGGUGAAGAAAGCAAAGACAAUGCUCACAGAGAGAGGAGGAGGUAAUGUCAGGGGAGUGGGAAAAGAAGAGGCUGUAUUAAGUAUUGGAGGUGUCGCAAUGAAGGAAUCAAGAAGAUGGAGUGUACAGGGUUUGGGAGGAAAAUUUGGUUUAGAAAAAGAGGCUGCCGCUUCCAAAGAGUCAGAAUUAGAGAGGGUUUUUAGAAGACGGGGAAGUGAUUUAAAGGGUGUGAAUUCUAUGCUACAGCAACAAGAACAAGAGAAACAUAAUGAGGCACUCCGACGACAACAGAGGUCUCGGUCAUUGAUCGGUUCUCUAAAGUACCAUGACAAUGAUAAAAAAGCCGAAGAUGACAAAGGCAAAGCUGAUGGUGGUGGUGGUGGUGGUGGUGGUAGUGGUGAUGAUGGUGGUAACCAAGGGGAGCACGGUGGAGACGACGAGAAAGAUGAAAAAAAUAAGGAUCAGAACACACUGCUUGAUCCCCUUCAUUGUCGACCUGGCCACCACGAAGGGGAUAACCACAACAUCAACAAAGACAACAGCAACAAGAACAAUGUAACCCUCCCCAGACCUCGUUCUCGCAGCCAUCAAGAAGCUCAUCGGUUGUCUACAGGUGAAUGUCUUAAACAAGCUCCUCAGACAAGGGUUUAUGGAAGUGGAACUAAGGAAGAGGAGAAGGAGAGGAUAGGAAAAAUAGAUAAAGAGAAGGAAGAGAAGGAGAGGGUAAGAAAAAUAGAGAAAGAGAAGGAGAGGGUAGGAAAAAUAGACAAAGAGAAGGAGAGGGUAGGAAAAAUAGACAAAGAGAAGAAAGAGAAGGUGGACAUCCCGGAGGUAGGGAAGAGGAAGAAUAGUUAUGGUGAUAGUAGGAGUAGGGUGAGAAGAGAGAGUAACGACGAUGGUGUGAGCAACAGAAAGGAGAAGUCUCAGAAGGGUGAGGGUAAGAGUGAGAGGAGGGACGAAGGUGAGAAGGAAGGCAAAGAGAAAGUGAAGGAGGUGAAGCAGGAGGGAAGAGGUGUCGGGGAGGAUAAGACCGACAGGUUGAGCGGCUUGAGUGAGCCGUGUGCAGCUGGGGAUAAUCCUAAGACUUCUGCAUCAUGCACUGACAGCAACGCACCUUUAGUUGCUGCUGCUGCUGCUACUGCUGCUAGCAGUGUUGAUAAAAAGUUAACACAGCCUUCACAGACUACUGCUGCUGCUACUACUACUACUACUACUACUACUACAACUACUACUACUGAUACUGCUAAUAUUACCACCACCACUGUUAAAGCUCUUACUUCUACUGCUUCAGCUGAAGCUAAAGCUGCUCGUCCUGUUGCUGUCCGAAGAUCACAGCGACUAACAACAACAACAACAGCAGCAGCAACAACAACAUCAAAAGCAUCAUCAGCAGCAGCAGUCGCUGCAGAAGUAUCUAGUAAGUUUAAGCGACCCCAGAGCUCGUUUUCUCCAUCAUCGUUAUCAUCAUCAUCAUCAUCAGUUUCUGGAUCUUCUCCUGUCUUCCAACCACUUAAAAGACCACUGUCUUUGGCUCAAACUUCGUACCCAUUGCCAGCUUCACCGUCCAAACUUCUAGCGAACACAACAACGACGACGACCACCACCACCACUGCCACCAACCCUAUUUCAACUUCAACAUCGGAUAGUUCCUCUUCUGCUGUUUCUCCUUUGUCUUCACUUCUGUCUUCUUCCUCAUCCUCAUCUUCACUAACCAGACCACUGAGAGUAACUGCACCAACAUCCGGCCUUCUGCCUCUGGCAUUGAAACCUCGCCUUGGCCUUACAAAUUCAGAACCACAGACAGAUCAGAAUACAGCUCCGGCUCCAGAGCCAAAUAAGUCCCAGGAAGUUGCCUCCACCGUUCCCAACAUUUCAGAAGAGGUUGUCACUAAAGUUAACAGUUGCAAAAACAACAACCAGAUACCACAACAAUGCCUGGAAUCAGCUCUUAGCAAAAGUGAAUCUGACUCCAAAGAAACCAAAAUUAGUAUAGAACCUCCAAGUGAUUCUGGACUGGACACAGGAAUAAAACCACUUGUAAGUCCCAAUUCAGAUCUUGACCAAACUGAUUUUAGUCAGUCAGAUGACCACAAUGAGGAGACGGAUACAUUCUCUGACAUUUUGACCUCGAGCUUGAGGAAGUUAUAUUUCAACUCGGAACUCAGCAAGAGUGGUUCAGAUAUAUAUGGCAUCAUGAAGCAGGUGCCAAAUGAGAAAGCGAUGUCAGAAUCUGACCUUUCUGCGAUCAAAGUCACCCGAACAUUGACCAAUGAAACCGCCCGACAUAAGCUUCUACUCCGCAGGAAGAGUUCCCUGGCUCGACGCCAGAGGCCUUCACGUGCAAAAAAACGACCAGACAGUGAGAGUGAUUCUGACAACAGCCGACCUAAUUCAGGAGAUGGCAGUCAGGAUCAGCCGCUAUCAUUCAACCCUCAAAUGAAAAACGUCCAUGAAAAUGACACAGAAAGUUCUAUUGAAAAGGUCCCUGAAAAGAUCACUGAUUACCUUCCAAAGGUGUCUGAUAAAUAUGGAGAUCCCGGAUUACAACUGAAAAGGGAAAAGAAUUUGGAGAACGAAGCUGUGUUUGGCACCCAGUCUUCCGUUCGCUCAAGAAACUUGUACAACAACGACAGCGACAAAAAUACUGAACCAAACAAUUACAUCAAUGAGACAAACCCACAGACAGAAAAAUCGUUAUCUUCCAAGCGAAUCAUUGAAACACCUGAACCAUUAGAGCAAUCACCAGAAGAGCUUUCUCCUCCACCAUUAUUGUCUUCACCACCGUUAUCUUCACCAGAGCUGUUCUCAUCACCAGCACCAGUACCGGAAUCGGUUGAGCCCCAAGUGCCUUUGAGAAGGUUCAAGCCUCCACAUUUACGUAAAGGAGCAAACAAGAAUAACACCGAAAAUGCCCUUGACGAGAACGUCGACAAAAACUGGCAAAACAGCCUGAACGAACUGAAUACAAGAAUAAGCCGAAAGGGUACCUCAAAUGGAAAUUUGACUGAAUCUUCUAAAGGUCCAAGAAUUUUGAGAACGAAAUCAAGUAUUGAAAGACAAAUUUAUAAGAAUUUGGUAGAACCGGAAGCAUUGAAUGAAAAGGAAUUGUCAAAGACAGAAGAUGACUCUUCUGUAAAUGACAAAAGUGAAAAUCUUUUCAUUGAAGAUUACAAAAAACCAAAAUCAAUUUCUGAAAGUAAUUAUUCCUUUGAUGUAAAAUCUGUUCUUCGAAAGGUUCCCGAGAAUGCAAAAGAAAAGUCUCCAAGAGAUAACAGUUUGUCUCUGAAAGCACCAUUAUUUAAGAAUCUAGAAUCAAGGCGAUCGACUUCUUUUGUUCAUCUUGAAAAAAAAUCUGAUACCAAAGUUCAGAAAGACCCACCUUGGCUCAAAGAUUUCUCUGGAAAAACAGUUGGUCGCAUUUUUUCCAAGUUUGACUGUGUGAAAUCUCCAACAGAGAAAGAAUCUGAUAAAGAGCAAACUCCGAAAAGCGAGGAAACAUACCAAACUCCAAGAAACAACAUUAACGGUGCCGAAAUCAGUAAGACCAGGCCAUCCAGUUUGUUCACAAGUUCUUCCACUCCACUGAAAGACAGAAAUAAAACCCCCCUUUCAUCGGAAAACAAGAAACCUGUGAUAAAUAAGGAAGGGAAAAGACUAUCCUCCUCAUCAUCAUUAUCGUCAUCUUCAUUGCAGAAACACACAAUUGAUGAUAACAAGACUGAGUCGAAACUGAAUGAGAGCAGGUCUACACCAACAACAUACCGGUGUAAGAGUCAAGAAUCAGAUAUAAUCUCACAACAGCGGAAGUCAGUGUCAAGCAUCCAGAACUCGCCCUACUCAGUUUCAAGUAUUUCUGACGCUGUUCCAGACUGGAAGAAGAAAUUGGCUGAGAAAAACAAGGUUAAAAGAGAAUCAUUCCAAAACAUCAAGAAUUUUAAUUCUUAUAAAAAAUACUUUACACUUAAUAUUUCCAAGAUCAAAAACCAUAAAUGGACUAACAAGAACUAUACCAUUCCGACAAUAAAAUCCCAAACGCGACAACAACACCAACAAAAACAAUCCCUGUCAUCGAUAUUGUCUCCUUCAAGAACAACUCCUAUAGCAGCAGUGGCAACAGCGACAACAUCAACAACAGCGGCUGCAAUUGUAACUGCGACAACCACAGCGACCAUUAUUGGGACGGUUGCGGCAUCGACUGCCAUUGCAGAAAUAACAACGUCACCAAAUAAAGAUAGUUUUGAAGAAUGUGGCAUUGAUACUAACAACAGCAACAACAAUAUUUAUUACCAGAACAACAACAACAACACCUAUAGCAACAACAACAACAACAGCAGCAGCAGCAGUCAGACCAACAACUACAACAUCAAUAACUGCAACUACUACCACAACGAUUACUACGAGAGCUACCCAAACCAGAACGAGUAUAACAACGUCAAUAAUUCUAGUAACUAUAGCAACGAAUAUCUCCAGUGGGAGCUUCAGCAAAACAAUAUGUAUAAUCCGAAUGAUAACUUUUAUCCUAAUAUGGGUCCUUAUCCGACCCCAUCAGUUUCUAUGCCAAAUAUGACAGAUGAGAGUUACCAGUCAUGGUAUCAAGGCCAACCCCCACAAAACUACUACAAUGGUUAUUACCAAAGUUAUCCCAUGUACAAUGCGCAACAAGGCUGUCCAACUGAUGUUUCUUAUUCUAUGCCUCAUAUUGCACACACAGCUUCUUUUGAUGGUCAGAUUUAUGACCAGCCAAGAUAUGACCCUAAUUAUCCACCGUUGACUUCGCAAUCAUUCGAUUCAUUUGUUUAUCCUGACGAGAAAACCGUUGAUAGUCCAAGAACCCCAAAAAUUAGUCCCAAACCAUCUCCUAAAUCGAGUCCCAAACCAACUCCCAGAUCGAGUCCUUCAAAUCGAAGUGUCAACAAUUUAGAGUGCCACAGUGGUGACAGUGGCUCAGCAUCUCCAGUUCGAAACUCUGCUCGAUUUGUUAAAGUCCUUCCCUCAACUCUCGGUAUUGAUUCACCAAUUAGUAAACCUAAACUGAGAGGUCGUAAACAACCGGUUUCAACACCAGACACAAGUCCUCAAAAGCCCUCUUGUCCCAUGUAUUCUUUGAGUAAUGCAGAAAGCCAGCACGAUUUGCCUGGUGCAACAAAGACCAAACAGUCAAACAAAUCUCUAUAUGUGCGUGUAUUGCCAGCACCUAUACUAUCAGAGAAAAAGUUAAGUCCUAAGAAGAUUAAAGAAUUUACUGAUUUAUCUCCUCAGUCAAGUCCAGUAAAUCACAUUCCAAAGACUUCAAACCUUAAUAAGAAACAUUCAGAUCACUCCAGCCCCGAGAUGAAAUAUUUCUCUAAAAAAUUCUUCAACAAGAAAACUGAAAAUAUAUCUAGUGAUUCUGAUCUGACGCCAGAACACAAAGAGAAAAGGCCUAAAUCAAAGCGUUACCGAUUAAAAUUUCCUGUUAGUCCGAAAUUCUCACCAUUUAAGAACAAAAAAUCAAAGAGUCUAUCAAGUAAAUCCAAAUCCAGUUCAGAGAACAGUCCUGUGCAGAGUGAUGGAGUCACUGAUGACAGCAAUGAAGUUGAUGAGGAUGAUGCCAAGGAGGAAGCCACCAAGCAACAAGCGAAAGGCCCUUAUUACCAGAUCUUGCGGAGCCCACUGAAAAACAAGAGUAUUAGACCAAACCUAGAGCGGUCUUAUACUGUUCCAGUGAUGGAUACAACAAAUGAUGAGGAAUUUUUAAAUCGAUUGGACAUUAACGAUAACAGCUCGGACAGCGAAGUUAGCACUGAGAAAGUGAAUCGAUCUUUUGUCCGUACCCGUCGGGUUGAUGACAUAAGCCAGAACAAGAUAGAAGAUGCCUCCACAGUACAGCCCGCUUGGCGGCAAAAACUUGCCAAUAAAAACAGGAGCUCCCAGAGUAUUGAGCAAUCAGAUAAGAAAGUGUCUGAGAAACCUGAGUGGAUUAGAAAAGCAGAAGAGAGAAGAGCUCGUGCAUCACUUUAA
Messenger RNA from Octopus bimaculoides (California two-spot octopus), 6555 nucleotides. RefSeq lists its product as uncharacterized. The record is from RefSeq and is a predicted model, not a curated record. Lineage: Eukaryota; Metazoa; Mollusca; Cephalopoda; Octopoda; Octopodidae.